UGUGGGUUCCCACCUACACUGUUAGCUGCUGCUUUCUGCUUCAGCUGGAAAGCUGGAAGUAUUCGCAGUGUACCACAAACAGUGGGGGAGGGGGAACAAGAAAGACUGCUCUCUCGACACUUGUGCUUUUGUUAGUCCUACAGAAGAGGCAGAAAAACAAGAGAUAACAAAGGCUGUUUCCUUUCUGUGAGAGAAGGCUUUCGUCUUUCCUCCUGCAACAAUGUCAGUAUCUGGCAAGAAAGAGUUUGAUGUGAAACAGAUCCUAAGACUACGCUGGAGAUGGUUUAGUCAUCCUUCUCAAGGCUCACCCAACACUGGAAACUGCCUUCAGCAGGAAGGAUAUGAGCAUAGAGGGACCCCGGUUCAGGGCAGAUUGAAGAACCACUCUCGGGACAGAAAUGGACUGAAGAAAAGCAACAGUCCUGUCCACCACAGCAUACUACCAUCAGUGCCAGAAUUGGCCCCUGCCCAUCAAAGAGCCCUUCAGAACUGGCACUCACGAAAACUGAUAGAACAUCUUCGAGCAAAUGAAGAUACUCCUAAAGCAGUUCCAGGGAAUUUGUUCAAAGAAGCUUAUGAGAAACAGUCACAAGAUGUGGAGAUGAUGGCUGAUGACAAUACAGAAGAUUCUACAGCAGGAUUGGCUACACAGCAUGCUGAAGACAUGAGUGUUAGCAGAUCUGAGGAGCAGUUCCAUGCGGUAAACCAUGCACAAAAAACUCUUCAAAAAAUGGAGAACUACUUGAAAGAGAAACAAUUGUGUGAUGUGUUACUCAUUGCUGGACACCUCCGGAUUCCUGCUCAUCGGUUGGUUCUUAGUGCAGUGUCUGAUUAUUUUGCUGCAAUGUUUACUAAUGAUGUGCUUGAAGCCAAACAAGAAGAGGUCAAGAUGGAAGGAAUCGAUCCUAAUGCACUUAAUUCCUUAGUGCAGUAUGCCUACACAGGUGUCCUGCAAUUGAAAGAAGAUACUAUUGAAAAUUUGCUGGCUGCAGCUUGUCUCCUGCAGCUGACUCAAGUCAUUGAAGUUUGCUCCAAUUUUCUUAUAAAGCAGCUCCACCCUUCAAACUGCUUAGGGAUUCGAUCAUUUGGAGAUGCCCAAGGCUGUACAAAGCUCCUAAAUGUGGCACAUAGAUACACAAUGGAACACUUCAUCGAGGUAAUACAGAACCAAGAAUUCCUCCUCCUUCCAGCUAAUGAGAUUUCAAAACUUUUGUGCAGUGAUGACAUUAAUGUGCCUGAUGAAGAAACCAUUUUCCAAGCUCUAAUGCUGUGGGUGGGGCAUGAUGUGCAGGCUAGGCAACAAGACCUAGCAAUGCUGCUUUCUUACAUCAGAUUGCCGUUACUUCCACCACAGUUACUGGCAGAUCUUGAAAACAGCUCCAUGUUUACUGGUGAUCUUGAAUGUCAGAAACUCCUGAUGGAAGCUAUGAAGUAUCAUCUCUUACCUGAGAGAAGACCCAUGAUGCAAAGUCCUAGGACAAGGCCUAGAAAAUCAACUGUGGGAGCACUUUAUGCUGUAGGAGGAAUGGAUGCUAUGAAAGGUACCACUACAAUUGAAAAAUAUGACCUCCGGACCAACAGCUGGCUACACAUUGGCACCAUGAAUGGGCGUAGGCUUCAGUUUGGAGUUGCUGUUAUUGAUAACAAACUCUAUGUUGUGGGAGGAAGAGAUGGUUUAAAAACUUUGAAUACUGUGGAAUGUUUUAAUCCAGUUGGCAAAAUCUGGACAGUGAUGCCUCCCAUGUCAACACACAGGCAUGGCUUAGGUGUAGCCACACUUGAAGGACCAAUGUAUGCUGUUGGUGGCCAUGAUGGAUGGAGUUAUCUAAAUACUGUAGAAAGAUGGGACCCUGAGGGACGUCAGUGGAAUUACGUGGCCAGUAUGUCAACUCCUAGAAGCACAGUUGGUGUAGUCGCAUUAAACAAUAAGCUAUAUGCUAUUGGUGGACGUGAUGGAAGUUCCUGCCUCAAAUCUAUGGAAUAUUUUGACCCACACACUAACAAGUGGAGUCUGUGUGCUCCAAUGUCCAAAAGACGUGGAGGUGUAGGAGUUGCAACAUACAAUGGAUUCUUAUAUGUGGUUGGGGGUCAUGAUGCCCCUGCUUCUAACCAUUGCUCCAGACUUUCUGCCUGUGUUGAACGGUAUGAUCCAAGAAAUGAUUCAUGGUCAACUGUGGCACCUCUGAGUGUUCCUCGAGAUGCUGUUGCUGUAUGUCCCCUUGGAGACAGACUCUAUGUGGUUGGAGGAUAUGAUGGGCAUACUUAUUUGAACACUGUUGAAUCGUAUGAUGCACAGAAAGAUGAAUGGAGAGAGGAAGUUCCUGUUAAUAUUGGAAGAGCUGGUACAUGUGUUGUGUUGGUGAAGCUACCAGAAACUAUCUUUAUCAAAGGGGAGGAAACGAAAUAAUCUCAAGAAAUGGAGCAGGAAGAGAAGAGGAAGAAGAAACUUGUCCUUUCCUUCGAUUAGUAAUCAAACAUGAAAAUUCUUGUGCCAUUUUAAUGUGUAGUUAUAAAUGCUCUCAUUUGUGAAGCUAAAGUAAGGUUUGAACAUUAACUACAUAUAGGUGUUUAGUGUAUAUGUUGCUGCAGUUAAUAUAAAUGAAAAGUCAGUAGUCUAGGUUUAGCCUUAUUAUUUUAAAAUGUUAAAAACGUUUCAGGGAAAUUGAUAGUGACCAAAGUAUUAAAGGUUAUAAGAGUAUGAGUAAUUUUAAGUUAGUCUGAUAAGUUAAAAAAACAUUACAGUAUACUAACACAUAUAUAUGGAAUUUAGAAAGAUGGUAAAGAUAACCCUAUAUGCAAAACAGAAAAAGAGACACAGAUGUACAGAACAGACUU
Molecule: messenger RNA, 2835 nt
Organism: Cervus elaphus (red deer)
Lineage: Eukaryota; Metazoa; Chordata; Mammalia; Artiodactyla; Cervidae
Gene: KLHL4
Product: kelch like family member 4
Exons: 11
Coding region: 221-2407 (728 amino acids)
Molecular function (GO): protein binding
Source: RefSeq, a predicted model, not a curated record